UUUGGAAUCAGGCCUUGUUUAUGGCAACUAAAGAUUGCAGAGGCAUUAUUAAAGGGUGACCAUGAUGUACUCUGUACUGUGGGGACAGGAAUGGGCAAGACAUUAGUGUUCUGGAUGCCUUUGUUAUUUCAUCAAGGUAUUCAAAUUGUCAUCACUCCCCUCAAUAUGCUUGGCAAACAGAAUGCUACAUCACUUACUAAGGCAGGCAUAAAAGCCAUUUCAAUAAGCAGUGAGACUGCAACACCUGAGAAUUUUGCUGCUAUUUGUGCACUCAAGUAUCAAGCAGUCCCAGUUAGCCCUGAGCAAAUCAUGAAACUGAAUGGUGAAUUUGAAAAGUUGUUGAAAAAUGACCUGUUCAUGGCUCAGAUCAUCAGCAUUGUCAUUGAUGAGGUGCACUGUCUUACUAAUUGGGAAGAGUUCUGCCCAGAGUAUAAGGAGCUUGGGCAUCUUCAUUAUAUCCUGCCAUCCAUCAUUCCUAUCAUGAUUGCAUCUGCAACACUUACUAAAUAUACACUUACUAAUGCAGUGCACCUCCUUCACAUGCAUGCUGACAAGCUGACUGCUAUUUGA
Molecule: messenger RNA, 570 nt
Organism: Suillus subaureus
Lineage: Eukaryota; Fungi; Basidiomycota; Agaricomycetes; Boletales; Suillaceae
Product: P-loop containing nucleoside triphosphate hydrolase protein
Exons: 2
Biological process (GO): double-strand break repair via homologous recombination
Cellular component (GO): cytoplasm; chromosome; nucleus
Molecular function (GO): 3'-5' DNA helicase activity; ATP binding; four-way junction helicase activity
Source: RefSeq, a predicted model, not a curated record